AUGGCCAAAGGCCCAACUAGGCCUGCCAGUAGUUAUCCAAUUCAUCUUGGGUAUCCACCUUUAGUGCAAUCUCAGUAUCCACAACAGUUAGUGUCAUCUCUAUACAACAAGGCUUUCUCCACUUUAAAUGAAGGUAAUGACUCACCGUUUGUUCAUUCCUCGUAUCCCCAGCAACAACAACAUUUUCAAGCACUUUAUCAUCACCAGCAACAACAAUAUGUUAAUGCUAAUUACCCUAAUUUUAAUACGAAUGUAUUUCAACCACCUCCUUCUCAAUUUUUAAGACAAAAUGCAACAAUUGGAGGUACAAAUGGAUCUUCGUCAGCACCUCUUCUUACAUCUCAAGUGCGUCGCCCACAUUCACCGGAGGAACAAAACGAAUAUAAUGAUUUUGUAAAUGAUCCAUCAAUGCGUACUGUACUAACACCACGUAGAAAAGUACUACGGCGUAAUUUGUCGUUAUCAACUGCUACUAUCGAUCAUCUGCCAUCGCAUAUUUCGACUGCAUCUUCAUUGGUAAAUAAUCAACAAAAAUCUAUUAUUACAUCAGAAUCUGAACGUUUUGCUCAGAGUCGUUAUCCUUUUCCACCUUUUUCAAUACACUUUGACACGACAGAAGUUGGUGAUAAACAAGUAGUGGAGGACUUAGUAAAAUAUAUUAAAAAUAAUCGCAAAAUUGAUCUUGAUAUUGCUGGGUGUCGGCUAUCAACAAAUAAUUGUCAGCAUGAUGAAUGUAAUGUGUUGGUAUUUGUUAAAACAAGUGAUUCCUUUGCUGUAUUGUAUGAUGACGGGGUUUGGCCGGAUCAAUUAUGCGGACGUAAUAUUACAGUGUUAGCUAAACCAUCUAUUCCACCGCAAUUAUGUGUUAUAUUAAUUAAUGUGCCUUAUAAAUUAGAUAUUAAUAUAUUUGAACAAGACAUAAAACGGAUUAUCCAGAAGUGA
Molecule: messenger RNA, 942 nt
Organism: Didymodactylos carnosus
Lineage: Eukaryota; Metazoa; Rotifera; Eurotatoria; Philodinida; Philodinidae
Source: the annotation of a GenBank genome assembly